This is a messenger RNA of Debaryomyces fabryi, 1482 nucleotides long. RefSeq names its product DNA-directed DNA polymerase (gene POL5). Gene Ontology annotation, cellular component: nucleolus. The transcript has a single exon. Gene Ontology annotation, biological process: regulation of DNA-templated transcription. Gene Ontology annotation, molecular function: rDNA binding; transcription factor binding. The record is from RefSeq and is a predicted model, not a curated record. The coding region runs from base 1 to 1482 and encodes 493 amino acids. NCBI's taxonomy places the organism in Eukaryota, Fungi, Ascomycota, Pichiomycetes, Serinales, Debaryomycetaceae.
AUGAACGACCGUUCAUGGCCAUUAUCUACAUGUCUUUCUUAUAUUAACAAAUUGGAAACUUCAGAAGAUUAUGAAAAUUUAUUAGAGUUUGAUGAAACUUUACUGACUGUUAAAGAAGAAGCCCUUGAUGUGUUGAAAGAAAUUGAGGAAUCACUAAAGAAUUUGCGUAAGAAUGAUAACCAAAAGAGGGACCAAUUAGAUUGUUUCAAAUUGUUAUUCUCCAUGAUAUUGAUACAAUUUUACAUGGGUGAUGAAGAAGCUGUUACCGUUCUUGAUGAAUUAAAAAUGUGCUAUAAUAACUUCUUUAAGGAAGAAAAAAAGGAUACUGAUUCCUCCGUAUUUUUAACUGAAAUAAUUUUAUCAUUUACUUCACGUAAAGCUACUUUACUGAAGAGACUUUCUUCGAUUGCCUGGGAAUCCUUCUUGUGCUCUAAGGAUCAAGCUGGUAAAGUAAAAUUGAAUGAGGAAUGCUUGCAGUUAUUAUUUGAUGUUUUAGAAGCUAGAGAAAACAAGGAAGGCCAACAGAAACUAUUUGAAGGCGAAGAUGAAUUCGAAGCCGUUGGUGAUGAGAAUGAUUCGCAGGGCUCAUCAGAUGGCGAAGAAAGUGAUAAAAGUGACAACGAAGAUUCAGAAACCAGUGAUAGCGAUAGCGACAGUGAAGCUGAAAGUGAUGAGGAAUCUAGUGGUGCUAAUAAAUCAAAUGAUGCGCUUUCAGAGGUUGAUAAGCAAACAAACUUGAAGUUGGCACAAGCAUUAGGUAUUCCUACUGAAUCUUCGGGUGAAGUCAAGUUUGAAGAUUUAAGCUCGCUGGAAGAAAACGAUGACGAUUCGUCGUAUCAGUCAGACUCAAUGGAUGAUGAAGAAAUGAUGGCAAUGGACGAUCAAUUAUCCAAAAUUUUCAAGGAAAGACACAAUGCGAUGGCCAGUGUGACAACAGGUAAUAAGAGAAAGGCCGAAGUCAUUGAGGCUAAGGAACAGAUGGUCUUCUUUAAGAAUCGUAUCUUGGAUCUUUUGGAAUUGUUCAACAAAAACCAGCCUACCUCCUACCUAAACUUGUCCAUGAUAAAACCUUUGAUUAUAUUAAUUAACUUGACCAUGGACAAGAACUUGGGGGUCAAAGCGCACAAGUUGUUGAAAACAAAAUUGAGCAAGACGAAGUUGACUAUUGAUGAGUUGAAAUUAAACUUCCCAUCCAAACCAGAGCAAUCUAACUAUAAGGAAUCAUUGAUGAGUCUUAUUGAAUGGUUACAGGAGGAAGCUGAUUCAAAUAAGUCCUCCAACCAAGCACAUUCGCUAGCUUGUAGCCAAUCCUGUAUCAUUGUGGCCAAGAGCUUAAUCUUAGUGGACGAGCUGUACUUGGACAAAAUUAUUGAUUUAUACGCCCACACUUUGAAGAGCUGGGUGAAAAAACCUAAUAGUAAAAUCCAGGCUUCGAUGUUUUUUGAUUUUAUCAACUGGUUGAACUCUAAAAGAGGUAAUUAG